CGCUUGUCAAAUCAAACGAGUGACCACAUCAGCCGGCUGACAGACUGCUGCCUCAUCUACCCUUAGCUUUCACUCGGUUUUUAUCGACUAUUUGCACCUCUAAAGAACUGUUCUUAUUUAUUUUUUGGUGACUUGUUGCUCUCACAUUUGUGUCCCGCUGAGAAUGGCCGACCCAAAAUACGCAAACCUACCAGGAAUUGCUUUUAACGAGCCGGACGUCUACGAGACCGGUGACCUCCCAGAAGAUGACCAGGCUCAGUUUGAGUCGGAGGAGCUCUGCAGCGACAGUGUGGAGAGGAUUGUGGUCAACCCGAACGCAGCCUAUGAUAAGUUCAAAGAUAAGCAUGUCGCCACCAAGGGACUUGACUUCUCAGACAGAAUCAGUAAAAGCAGAAGAGUGGGCUAUGAGUCGGGAGAAUUUGAAAUUCUUGGAGAGGGCUGCGGAGUGAAGGAGACACCCCAGCAGAAGUACCAGCGCCUGGUCAACGAGAUCCAGGAACUCACUCAGGAAGUGGAUACCAUCCAGACGGCCACUAAGGAAACCAAUGCAGAGGAGCGUCUGACCCCAGUUGUACUCGCCCAGCAGGCGGCUCAGCUCAAGCAGCAACUGGUUUCUGCUCAUCUCGACUCUCUGCUGGGACCGCAGGCACACAUCAACCUGGCUGACCCAGAUGGAGCGCUUGCCAGGCGUCUGCUCACCCAGCUAGAGGCAGCCAAGGGCAGUCGUGGUAGCGGAGAGAGCAAACCAAUAGCAUCAGCUAAGGGCCCAGAUGGAGUGGUGCUGUACGAGCUGCACAGCCGACCAGAGCAGGAGAAAUUCAACGAGUCUGCCAAGAUGGCGGAAUUGGAGAAGCGUCUCGCUGAGCUGGAGAUAGCUGUUGGCUCAGGAUCAGACAAGCAGGGACCUCUGAGUGCUGGUGUACAAGGUGCCAGUUUGAUGGACACCAUUGAGCUCCUGCAGGCAAGGGUCAGCGCACUGGAUUCUGCUACUCUCGAUCAAGUGGAGGCCAGACUGCAGAGCGUCCUCGGGAAGAUGAAUGAGAUUGCUAAACACAAGACAGCGAUUGAGGAUGCUGAUACACAAAACAAGGUGUCGCAGCUUUAUGACGUGGUGCAGAAGUGGGAUGCCAUGUCUACCUCCAUACCUCAGGUGGUGCAGAGGCUCGUCGCUGUCAAGGAGCUGCAUGAGCAAGCCAUGCAGUUUGGCCAGCUGCUGACCCACCUGGACACCACUCAGCAGAUGAUCAACAACUCUCUGAAGGACAAUAACACCCUGCUAACACAGGUCCAACAGACCAUGAAGGAAAACCUGGUGGCUGUAGAAGAGAACUUUUCUGCACUCGAUCAGAGGAUGAAGAAGCUCUCCAAUUAAGCAGCGAAAGAGUUUUGAACCGGUCCAGCAGAGUGUAGAGAACAUGGACAAACAAGAGUUGGCUGGGGAGCGCUAUUGCUUUCUACUUUGCCUCUGCCUUUUUUUCACUGAGUGGAAUGUCAGAAAGUGGGAAAAGAUGGAAUAACAAAAUAAGAAGAGACCAAAAUGUUCUUGUCCACGCUCCUUUCCUCUUCCUUUUUCUUGCAUCAAAUUGAUAUCAACUGAAAACACUUUUGUCCACUUUAUUCAUGCCACUGACCGAUUGCAGUCCCCUGUUAAGCUUAUCGACUUUUAGACUGGAUGGUUUUUAUAAAAUAUUAGUAUUAAAGAUGAAAAAUUCCUCUAUCCCUUGGAUCCUCACACUAUUACUGGAUUUGUACUGUAAACUUUUGGUCAAGUCAGAUGGAUCACGGUAAUGUUGGGUUAAAGGACGGCACAAUAAAGAAGUUGUCAACUGUUUAAAAAAAAGAUUAAAAAAGGAUCGUUUGUCUUCUAGUGUUGUAGCAGGAGCACGUCUGUGCAGGUUUCAGGGCCAAGUGAUGGAAGGACAGCUUGUAAAUAUGCCUGUGUACCUUAUUGUUUCUUCACGCUCAGUCGCUUGUAACUAUAUUAUUAUGACUGAGGCCGGACACCACAGACAAACUUUUAAUCUGCUUUGUCAUUGCCUACAAGUCCACUGUAAUGUACGUCUGUGGUCAUGGAAACCGAUCAAUAAAUCUUAAGUGCGAUAA
Molecule: messenger RNA, 2103 nt
Organism: Labrus mixtus (cuckoo wrasse)
Lineage: Eukaryota; Metazoa; Chordata; Actinopteri; Labriformes; Labridae
Gene: dctn2
Product: dynactin 2 (p50)
Exons: 14
Coding region: 164-1372 (402 amino acids)
Biological process (GO): mitotic spindle organization
Cellular component (GO): cytoplasm; dynactin complex; centrosome
Source: RefSeq, a predicted model, not a curated record